GGUAAUGCAAAAGCAGAUAUAUGUGAUACCACGAUAGAAAUGGCAAAAGGAAGUUAUCAUAAGAAUAUUCCUGAGGAAGAUGAUCGCAACUUCAAGGUGCAGUCUGCAACCACAAAUGGUGCAGCAAACAGUAAUGUGACUUAUGAUACAACCGUCCAAAGCAAUUCGUCUGCUGUUGCCUCGCCCAGUGCAGAAAUUCCUGGUAUUGGCAUGAUCUAUGAAGUGGAUGGUGUAGAAUACCAGAUUCUGCCAGAACAUGGCCUCUGUGCGAGGGCCCUCUACGACUACCAGGCUGCUGAUGACAGUGAGAUAACCUUCGACCCAUCUGAAAUUAUCACCAACAUCGACCAGAUUGACGAGGGAUGGUGGCAAGGCAUUGGUCCUGAUGGGAUGUUCGGUCUUUUCCCGGCCAAUUACGUAGAGCUAAUCAACCAGCCGCCAGUUUGAGCUUCAGCCUGGGGUCCUAUUUCUGUAUUCUAGAGGAAAGGUUUAGAGAGUGUGGUUCCUGGACUCUCGUAUUCAUGGAUGCACUCCAGUAUGUGUUGGUUGGUUUGGAAGGAACUUUCUGUAUUGAUAGUGGUACUUACUGUCAAAAGUUGUAAAUUUUAUCCAGUUAGAUAGUCUUUUGGAUCAGUAUUUAUGCAAGUAUUUUCAGAAUGAAAUUACAGAGGUAUACAAUGAGAUUGUAUUUGAUAGAUUUGUAAUCUCGGAUUAGGAUUCAUUCUACAUACCUACAUGCAAAUGCUUCCAGACAUACAACUACACCCACACCUACUCCUGUACUCGCACUCACACUCACACUCACACUCUCACUCUCACUCUCACUCUCACUCUCACUCUCACUCUCACUCUCACUCUCACUCUCACUCUCACUCUCUCUCUCUCUCUCUCUCUCUCUCUCUCUCUCUCUCUCUCUCUCUCACACACACACACACACACACACACACACACACACACACACACACACACACACACACACACACACACACACACACACACACACACACACACUUAAAUCUACACCUACCCUUACACCUACACCCACAUCUAUACUUUUACCCAUUCCUGUUCUUAUUGGCCAUUCCUACCCCCAUUCUUACCCCCCCCCCCCCACUCCCCACCUGUAAUUGGAUUGGCAUCUGUUUGAUUUGAUAUGCAAAAAGAUAUAAACACAUAUAUACUAAAAUAGUUCAUAGACACAUACAAACAGAUGUUCUCAUGCUAAUUUACAAAUAUGCCCCCAAAUACACUCUUACAACUCAGAAUUGUAAAAAGAAAAAAAAAAAAAAAAAAAAUUCUUAACCAGAAGCAAGAUGCAGUGGAUAGAAGUUUCCGAAAGUCUUUCCCUUCUCGAAUAUUUAUGGAUUCCUUAAAAUUGUUAAAGAGGUUGAAAAGAGGAAAGGUAGUCUUGGAGAGUAUAAGCACUAUAUAAGUAUGGCGUAGGUACGUUAUACUAUUUUUAUACCUGAAAGGAGACUUUGUAUUUUGGAGUUUGAGAAGGAAGAAGGUCUCUUGUCAACGUACUUAAUAUAUCUGUUUGAAAGAUUUUCUUUGCUUCCAUUUUUUUUUAAAUUUUAAGUUAUUGUUCUGUCUGUUGCACCCUCUCCCUCUCAGAAAUUAAGUCGUACCCCUUUUGUGUUUAUUUUAUUAUUAUUAUUAUUAUUAUUAUUAUUAUUAUUAUUAUUAUUAUUUAUUAUUAUUAUUUAUUAUUUAUUAUUAUUAUUAUUAUUAUUAUUAUUAUUAUUAUUAUUAUUAUUAUUAUUAUUAUUAUUAUUAUUAUUAUUAUUAUUAUUUAUAUUGCUAUUGCUAUUGCUAUUGUUUUUAUUAUUAUUGUUCAUUAUCCAUUAUCCAUUACUUAUUCAUUAAUAUCCAUUAUUCAUUAUUGUCAUUAUUAUUUUCUUUUGGUGUGAGUACAAUUCUUCUGUGUUCUGUGACUUGCUAGCAUUAACUUAUUUGUAAUUACAGGAUGUUAUUGCCAUAUAUAUGUGUAUACACGUUUUUAACAUAAAACGCACUGUAUGAAAUGCAUAAUUUGGCAUAAAAAGGAGACUAGGAAAGCUAAAGCCUUGCUUCUGUUAAUUGUUAUUUGAUAGUAAGUACUGCUGACAUAUGUCUUCCUAUCUGGUUAUCAGUAAUACAUGUAGGUAAAAGGAAAUUAUGAUAUAAAGAUCUUUAGUUUGGAAUACAUUACGUUCCCAUUUCAAAAGCAAUUAACUAGGGCCCAGUUAACUAGAAAUUUGCCUUAAUUUUUAAUAAAACCAUCUUGUGGGUUGUGGAUGAUGGUGCCUCAUUGCAGUGUGUUGGAAAAAUGUAUUCAGAUUUUUUAUUCUUUAGUCUUGAGUUUGAGUUUAUAUUUAUAGCUGGUUAAAUUAAAGAAGAUUAAAGAAUAUUAACAAAAAAGAAAACCUAAAACUAUAUUGAAAGGUAAACAUGCCAAUGAAAAGAUCAGUAGAGAAUUUCCUGUACUGAUUUGCCUGCAAUAUAUUGAAGAGUUCCUUUGUGAAAAUUGAUUCCACUAGUUAACAGUUAUAAUAAUAGGUCAGUAAUAAUGUGUAAAAGACUUCAUGGAAAUUUAUGGUUGUUGACGUGUGACAUUGUUCUUGGCUGAAGCUGUUCAAAGCUUAUUGCAGGGAAUGUGUUGAAUAUUGCUAAGUUGUGUUGUAAUUCUGUAUAUUUUAACAGAUUGUUGAUGUUAUGUGCUACAAUCUUAAGUUUUGAACUGUACCUUCUAUGUCAUAUUUUAAUUUUGCUGUCAAGUAAUGUCUGGGUUUGAAAUUCAGAAUUGCUCUCAAGGCAGUUGCAGUGUUAAUAUGGGUUGCUUGAAUGUUAUCAUCGGUAGCCAACAAAUUCCAUGUUACAUGUUUGAUUUAAUUUCUCUCUUUUGCCUUCGAAAAAGGAAAAUUUGAAUUCCUUUUCUAAUCAGUUAGCCCAGUGAAAGAAACCCUUAUUAACAAUGCAGUGUUUCAAAUACUGGAUUUCCACACAUUUCCAAAGUGUUCUGGCGUUUUCGCACUUCAAGCCUUGGUAGGUGACACGGUGAUUGCUAGGUUGUACGUACUGUGACCUUUCCAGGUGAUUCAGGUGCUUUUAUUUCAGUCUUGUUUUUAAAAUCUUUUAGGCCAUGGUAUCAUAGUCACCAGGGUUGAUUACGUUUUAUUUUUCAUUUUAUAUAUUUUUUUCCGUUUGUUUCUGCAUUUUUAGAGGAGAAAAAGAUGUGCAUUUUUGUAUAAGGAUUUGAUAUUAAAAUCAUAUAUGUAAAAGAGCAAUUAGUUAUAUAGUAUUAUUUAAAUGCAGUAUUUGCAAAGAAAAUGGGUAUCUGAAUUAUCAAUUAGUUUCACUGUUAAACCACAUGGCACACUAAUAAACAUAAUAUUUCUUGCAGUAACUAAUAAACUGUAGCAAAUCCAGUGUUAGAAGAGGGGAUGCUUCUCCAAGUGUCAUGCAGCUUCAUAAAAAAAAGGAAAAUAAUAUAUUGCCUUGCAUGCCCAAUAAGGGAAGCCAAACAGCACUGGAACUUAUAAGUAAUGAAGCCUAGUUAGGAGAUCCUGCAAUUUGAACAUUGAUAUUAGUGUUUUGUAUGUUAAACCUAUAAUUGUUAUUUUCCAAAAAUAAAAAUUUGUGAUGAUU
Penaeus indicus is the source of this 3627-nucleotide messenger RNA. RefSeq names its product drebrin-like protein. Gene Ontology annotation, molecular function: actin filament binding. Lineage: Eukaryota; Metazoa; Arthropoda; Malacostraca; Decapoda; Penaeidae. The transcript is spliced from 3 exons. The coding region runs from base 40 to 447 and encodes 135 amino acids. Gene Ontology annotation, biological process: positive regulation of dendritic spine morphogenesis; neuron projection morphogenesis; positive regulation of axon extension. Gene Ontology annotation, cellular component: dendrite; site of polarized growth; cortical actin cytoskeleton. The record is from RefSeq and is a predicted model, not a curated record.